Molecule: messenger RNA, 2026 nt
Organism: Daktulosphaira vitifoliae (grape phylloxera)
Lineage: Eukaryota; Metazoa; Arthropoda; Insecta; Hemiptera; Phylloxeridae
Product: metacaspase-2-like
Exons: 2
Coding region: 348-1856 (502 amino acids)
Source: RefSeq, a predicted model, not a curated record
AACUAUUUAAUUAUUGAUAAGAAAUAAUUUUAUUUAUCAUUUAAUCACUGAUAGACGAAGUAAAAACAAAAGCUGUGAGUCAAAAUAUUCAGUGGAGCAAUAAUCUGAGACUUGCCUAUGAUCUGAAAUCAUACUAAUUAGAAAGGAUAUAAAUUUAGAUUAGAUACUAUUAUUUUAAUUACUAUUAUAUCUUAUUUUUAAAAAAUAUAGUUAUUUUGUUUAACAUUUAUAAAAAAAAGAGUUGUUUUAUUAAAUGCGUAAUAACUUAUAUUUUUUGAUUAAUAAAUAUUUUUAAUUAUUUCCAGAUUGCAUUAGUAAAUAGCCAAAGAUACUUGUAUCAGUAAAAGAUGUGGACUAAUUUACUAACAAUUUCUAUUGAAAAUGAAAAAGAUAUCAAUGAUUAUUUGUUAAAGUACCAUACUAGUCAUAUAAAAAAUGCAUAUGAAAUAAAACUAAAGAACAUAAAAAAAAAAAUCGAAUUGAAUAGUACAAAUAGAAAAGAUGUUGUCAUGCUAGAUACAACUGUAACAAAACUUGUCAUUCAAAAAUCAUUGAAUUCAUGUUUAAGAAAACAAAUUAAAAAUUUUAUUGUUUGUUUAAUCAACGUAAAAAGUGAAAAAAAUGAAUUGUUAAGUAAAGUUUUAAGUAAUUCUAAUGAUAAUGAUGUGAUGAUUGUUUUAAAUGGAGUGACUUCUAACUUAUUAGAUCCAAUAAGGACAGAAUAUUUUAAUACUACUCGUUGUUUAAGAAUUGAAGCUGAAAUUGAAUCAUUUGUUUUUUUAUUUAAAUAUAACUUAUUGUGUACACAAUAUUGCAAUGAAAAUCCCAUACUAAUUGAUCUUGAGAGUAAUUGUGAUGUUCAAGAAUCUAAUGUAAUUGAUAAUAAACUACCAAAUAUUGAUAAACCUGGAAAAACACUGCCAAUAAUCAAUGAUUCUAAAAUAUUAAGCCAAGAGAAGUUGAAAAAAUCAAUUGGUGCUACUGAUUAUCAAAAAGAACUUUUAUCAAAAUCUGUUUCUAUUACUUCAGAUUUAUCAGAAGAUGAUUUUGUUAACUGUUCUCCAAUUAAAAAUUUUUCGGUAAGAAAUGAGGCAACUUAUGUAGUUUAUUCAGAAGACGAAGGGCAACUAAAUUCUAAAAAUGUUUCAAUAGACGAUAUAAAUACUCAGUUACCAGUCAUCAUUCUAUCUCUAUCAGAUAAUAGUUCCAUGAUUGAAGCAUUAUCUCAAAAUUCAAUACAUUCUAAUAAAAAUAAUAAUUCUAACCAGUCCAUUAAUAACACAUGUUUGGAUGACAUGAAUUGUGAUAAUAAUCUAGAUUCUUCAGUUGAAGUCUACAAUCAAAAUGAAAAAAAUAUUCCAUCUGAUAAUUUCCAAUCAUCACAAAAUCUAAAUGACAUUAAAACUAUUUCAUCUUGCAGAUUAGUUUACUCCGAACCAUGUAUAUUUGAUGAUAAUUCAGAGGUUGUUUUAGGUUAUUGUUUAAAAUGUUCUGCAUUUAUAUCAAAAUCUUCAUUAGAAGUUUCAGAAUUCUCAGAAAAUGAAAUUGAAUAUAUUUGUCCUAUUUGCAAAAAUAAAAUUGUUUUGACAUUUUUUUUUAAAAUGAUUUUUUUGCAUGGAAAUUUGGAGAAUAAAGCAAUAGAAGUUUUUUGUUACAGUUUCAAUGCUGAAAACAUUUUGAAAAAAUUGUUAUCUAAAUGUAUUAGUAUUGAUGAUUACUUGUCAAACCCAUGUAAUAAAAAAGAAAUUUUAGAAUGUAUUAGAUCGCUUAUAAGAAGUAAAAGGAAAAUAAAUAUAAAAGUACAAGAAUCUGAAAUAAAUAAAAUUGUAAUAUUACUAGAUUUAGAAAUAGAAUGAUAGUGCUUGUGUAAUUUAUAUUUUUGAUAAAUUUUUUAUUCUUUAUUUUACAAAAGUUUAUUUAUUCUAUGAAAAUUAGCUAUUUAUAAUCUCUUUAUUUAUUUUUCUUUGAUAUUAACAUUCAUACCAAUCAUUUCAGUAAAAUAAAAUUAUUUUUUUUUACUACUGAA